This is a messenger RNA of Melozone crissalis (California towhee), 1164 nucleotides long. Its product is annotated as translation initiation factor IF-2-like. The transcript is spliced from 4 exons. Lineage: Eukaryota; Metazoa; Chordata; Aves; Passeriformes; Passerellidae. The record is from RefSeq and is a predicted model, not a curated record. The coding region runs from base 1 to 1164 and encodes 387 amino acids.
AUGAACCCGGGCGAGACGGAGCCGCGGACCGGGCCCAUUGCGCGGCCACCUCUCCCCACAGAGCCGCCACAGCCUCCAGAGAGCGCGGGCGCAUCAGAGCUGCAAGGCCAUUGGCUGCCGCCGCCGUCCAUCAAAGCGCAGUGGCCAAUAGCAACGCAAGGCUCUGCGGGGCUAACGGCGGGUGCGCUCGGCCCCGCCUGGGCCAAUCGCGUGGGAGAAGGUGGGCGGCGCCCCCGCCGCGCCGCGAAGAAGGGGGGGCCAAGAUGGCGGCGAUGGGGGGGCCCGGUUUACACGGCGCUGCCCGUUCCUCGUCCCCGGGCGCUCUCCGCGCUGCCCCCUCCUCGGCGAGGGAUCGCGGGCCGCUCUCGCCGCACGGAGACGGAGCAGGGACGCGGGAGAGGCCCGCAAGCUGCGGCGCACCGGCCUCCCCCAGCUCCUUCCCGCCCGCCCGGUCACCUUCCCGCGACCCCGGCGCGGAGCCGGCGGCGGGAGGGGAGGGCACAAGAUGUCGGCUCCGUCCGCUCCGGCUACUGCCGCCUCCUCAGCGCCGCCUCCUCAUUGCCGCUGCCGCCGCUGCUCCCGCCGCUGCUCCCGCCGCUGCCGCUCCGGCCCCGGUGCCGCUUCGCCCCCCACCACCCUCACCUCCCCCCCGCUCCCCCCCGGGGCUCCAGCGCCCCCGACGCUCUCGGUGCUGUGGAGGCGGGGGGGGAGCAGGGGACACACGCUCAAGAUGGAGGCGGCGGUGGCGGCGCGGGCCGGCCGAGCGGCGGGGAGAGGCGGCAGCCAGCGGCACCGCCCGCCCCUCCCCGGUGCCUUCCCACACCCGGCCGCGCCGAGCGGGAGGCCCCCGGGGGCUGCUGCUGGCGGGAGGGCGGGGGGUCCCUCCGCGCUGCCCUCAUGGCUGAGGCGGGGGUCGCUACUGCCCGUGUCCCCCCUCCGUGGCUGACGAGGCAGCACCGGGGAGCCGCGGCCUCCCGGCGGCCGGAGCGCGCCGCCCCUGCGCCGUGCCUGCCCCCGCAUCAUCGCGGGUUGGGGUUUGGGAGCUCGGGUACAGCCGUGCGGGCCCAGCCCAGGCCGGAGGCGUGGGGUCCCAGGAAAUACCCUGAAGCGUGGUCGGAGUCCAACCGGCUACACUCCCAGAGAACCUUGGCCUGCCGCAGUUAG